Molecule: messenger RNA, 661 nt
Organism: Nerophis ophidion (straightnose pipefish)
Lineage: Eukaryota; Metazoa; Chordata; Actinopteri; Syngnathiformes; Syngnathidae
Gene: sst5
Product: somatostatin 5
Exons: 2
Coding region: 265-573 (102 amino acids)
Biological process (GO): regulation of cell migration
Cellular component (GO): extracellular region
Molecular function (GO): hormone activity
Source: RefSeq, a predicted model, not a curated record
CCUUGUGAGGAUGGAGCCCGUUAAUUUUGAGCGACACAACUGAAUCUGAUUUUAAUUUUCACUUUGCAUAUAAACUAAAUCGUGCUUUGAGCUGUCAGAUUUGGUCAUCGCAUCAAAUCUUUUUUUUUUUUGGUGACACUUCUUCCCCGCCUUCACUCGCCUCAGCCAAUGAUGUGCUGGCGUCCACUGGAGGAUGAGGAGGAUGUGAGGAUGAAGGAGACUAUUUAUCAGUGACUGUCUUACAAGUUGAGGAGUCUUGUGGAGAUGCUUCAGCCGCAGGUGCACAUGCUGCUGCUGGUUCUGUUGUCCAGUGGGCUGCUGGUGCGGGUCGGCGGUGCGGACCUGAUGGCAGAGACCCUCGAAGCGGACAUGGCACUGGACAAGGCCUUGGCUCGCUCCUUACUGCUGAGGCUCGUCUACCAACUUGCGUCCAGAAGAGCGGAGGCGAUCCCCUGGUUGGAGGGCGAGCUGGGUGUGAAGGUGGGGGUGAUGCGGCGACACCUCCCGCUCUCCCAGAGGGAACGCAAGGCAGGCUGCCGCAACUUCUUCUGGAAGACUUUCACCUCCUGUUGACUGUCAAUUGAUUGAUGCUUUGUUGUUCUUAUUGUCUGUUUUACAAGUGGCAGGGAUGUACAGUCAAAUCAAUUAAAGGUGUGUUUAA